Molecule: messenger RNA, 2099 nt
Organism: Colossoma macropomum (tambaqui)
Lineage: Eukaryota; Metazoa; Chordata; Actinopteri; Characiformes; Serrasalmidae
Gene: tdg.2
Product: thymine DNA glycosylase, tandem duplicate 2
Exons: 11
Coding region: 150-1376 (408 amino acids)
Biological process (GO): base-excision repair, AP site formation
Cellular component (GO): nucleus
Molecular function (GO): mismatch base pair DNA N-glycosylase activity
Source: RefSeq, a predicted model, not a curated record
UUGAAAACUCCACCAAUGCUUUGUCUUAUUGGUACAUGUAGGGAAGCCGGUUGAAGCUUUAUGGUUUUAUUUUUCUAUUUUCGGCCUUGAAAGUCUUGAUUGAGAAAACCCUGACAAGAUUGUCUCUGACAGUAAAUCCACCAGUUAAGAUGGAAGAAAAGCAGUAUGAAUAUCAGACGGCCCCCAUGGAUUAUUUUCAGCAUUGGUACCAUUCCACUCCAGAACAGUUUCAGCCACAGCCGGUUCCUCAGUACAGCCAGAUGGUAAACGCUUUUCAACACCAGCAGGAACUCGGAGAGGACAGAAUCAUGAGUGAAUUAGCUGUGUAUAAAGAUCAGUAUCCAGUACAAACCAGUCAACCCCACCAGCUGCCUGUUCCGCCUACAGCUCUUCCAUCAACACCUAGCAAAGGGAAGAAGCGAGGGAGACCACCAAAACAGAAGCCAGAAGAGGGAGAAGAGCAGGCAGAUACCAAAGACACUGUGAAAAAAGCCAAAAGAACCCUGGACAGAUUUAAUGGCAUGUCUGUGGAAGAGGUCAUGGCCAGAAAGCUGCCGGAUAUCAUCACCUACAAUCUCGACAUUCUUAUAAUUGGGAUCAAUCCUGGACUGAUGUCAGCAUACAAAGGACGCCAUUACCCGAAUCCCGGGAACCAUUUUUGGAAAUGCCUGUUCUUAUCAGGACUCACAGAUGAGCAGUUAAACUAUAUGCAUGAUCAGACUCUUCCAGAAAAGUAUGGCAUCGGCUUCACUAAUAUGGUAGAGAGGACUACACCUGGGAGUAAAGACCUCUCGAAUAAAGAGAUUCGGGAAGGAGGUAAACAACUUCUGGAAAAGCUGCAGAAAUACAGGCCACGAAUAGCAGCAUUUAAUGGGAAAGGUAUUUAUGAAAUAUUCUGUAAUGAAAUUUUUGGAGUGAAAGCCAAGAACCUAGAAUUUGGACUACAGCCCUACAAGGUUCCAGACACAGAAACAGUUUGUUAUCUUAUGCCAUCCUCCAGUCCCCGCUGUGCUCAGUUCCCUCGUGCUCAAGACAAAGUUCAUUUCUACAUUAAGCUGAAGGAGCUUAGGAACCAGCUCAAGGGUUUCGUGAAGAACCAGGAGGUUCAGGAGACCCAGUACACAUUUGACUUGGCCAUGGCUAAAGAGGAUGCCAAAAGGAUGGUCAUCAAAGAAGAGCAGCAUGAUCCUGGCUAUGAGGAAAGCUGUACAAGUGGAACUCAACAGGCCUGUAGUUUCUAUCCUAAUGAGAGAGGUGCUGCAAAUUCAGAAUACUCCCGAGUUAUGGAUCACAUUAGGUCAAACCAGUGGACGGUACAGCCGUUUGAAGACCAGAUUCCGGACAUUAGAUGCCCCAGCGAUAAUAGGAUAUCUUGACAUAAGUAACUAAUUAAAGAACUUUCAUUAUAAGCUAAGUGUAAACUGAUUAAAGGACCAAAUACAAACGUUUAAUAUGUAUCUGUAUUUCAUCCAUAUUUUUUUUUGUUUCAUAACUUUGAUCUUGGAUCAUGUGCUCCAGGGUCAGUGUAGCCUCAUUUCUGUACUAUGAAUGUCUAUGUAGAGAAGCAAAGGUUUUUUAUGUGAGUUAUGUAUUCCUACUGAUAAUGACUCAAACCCUUGCGGUUCAGUUUAUUCUCAGAUCUUUCAGAUUGGAAAGAUAUACAAAACUUUGCUCUCAGGGUUUUAUUCAUUUUGUUUUUACUGUAUUUACCCUCGAGGUCAUGCAUGAGUUUCAUGCAUGAUUCUGUAAACUUGCACAGUAUUUGGCCAUGUUGAAUCCUAUUGGUGCUCAUUCACUAUUUCUGACCAUUACCUCAGUUGAGUGGUAUUAUGUGUUUUAUUCUCUGUUUUCAAUGUGUUGUCAUGUAUGUGAUUGUGUGUGAGAAAUAUUUAAAGAACGGUUCACAAACUCACAAAAAAUUGAGAAGGCUGAUUUAAAAUGUGUUGUUAAAUCAAGUGUCCCUUGAGUUAUACCUAUGCAUGUGAAUGCAGAAUUAAAUGUAAGGGUUUUAAGUUUUUCUACCAUGUUUCACAUGUACACUAAAACUGUACAGACUUUUUAUAUUUAUUGUGUAAUUACUUGAUAGAAUGUGACAUUAA